AUGAGAUAUCUCUGCGUUAUCCUUUUCCUGGCCAUGGUCGGUGUGGUGCGGAUCGGUGAGUCCGAGGCCGCUUCCACCUCCGCCGCCACCACCUCCACGGCCACCACCACAACGGCCGCCACAACGACGACUACGACCACCACAACCACCACCACGGCGGCCAGCUCCAGUGCCACCACCACCGAGUCAUCCACCAAGAAGAAAAAAAGGCGUAUCAUUCACCACCACAAUAAAAUACAUACAUCCCCCCAUGUGAUCGUAACCCGUCAUCAUAGAGGUGGCGAUGACUCCGAUGACGAUAGCGACAAGUCCACCCGAAGGAACCGAAGGCGCAGGAGGAACUCCAGCACUAGCUCCAGUUCCAGCUAUGGUUCGAGAUCUAGGAGGUCCAGGAACAACAGGAGGUCCAGGAACCUGCGUCGUCGCGAACGCCGUCUCUAG
Molecule: messenger RNA, 441 nt
Organism: Drosophila ananassae
Lineage: Eukaryota; Metazoa; Arthropoda; Insecta; Diptera; Drosophilidae
Gene: ng3
Product: protein new-glue 3
Exons: 1
Coding region: 1-441 (146 amino acids)
Source: RefSeq, a predicted model, not a curated record